ACAACACGUUUUCUUGGCUUUACAUUUGAAACGCACGCGUUCGCGUUUUUUUAUAUUGUACCCAACAACAAUUACAAUACAAAUCUACUGCAUUAUUUUCUGCGUUUAAAACUGUGGUUUAACAAAACAAUAACAACAACAAGCUAAACUCUCUUUAUAAAACUAACUUGAAUUGAACGGUUAUUAAAAAAGUUGCAUUUUACGCGAGUCCGGUUUUGCUACUAUUUGCUGGUAGUUGUCUUAACGUUGUUGUUAGCAGAGCAUCAUAAAAAUAAUACUCAUUCAUUAAAUUGGGAUUAAUUGAAAACUUUUAUUUAAAAAAAACGUUUAGUUGAAAAAGCGAUGUCAUAAUGGAACCUAUGACUGCCCUAGUAUUGGCCUUUCAACUGUUGGCCCUCUUCUCCAUAGCCGGAGCUCUUAUUAUCUAUCUCAUCUGUAAGGUACGCGAGGACAAUGUCGAAAAAGCCGAACAAGUUAAAUCGAAUACGGUGCUGGUAACCAGUGCCGAUACAGCUUUGGGCCUGCAACUGUGCACCCAUUUGGCCAGCAAAGGUUGUCGUGUGGUGGCUGGCAUGCGUGAGGGUGUAGACAGUUUGCCGGCUAAACUUUUGGUGGGUUGGCUGAAGAUGCGUGAAUUUACCGAGGCGCCCGUUUCGGGCACCAUUAUACCCAUGCUGUUGGAUGUCACCAAAGAUGAUGUGUUGCGUGAAGCCACCGAAACCAUGGGCUCCCAUUUGAGUGUGGGCGAGCAGGGUAUAGCGGCGGUCAUCAACACCAGUGGCACAUUCUAUCGUGGACGCAUUGAAUCGCAGGAACUGUAUCAAAUGGAACAAAUGUUUAAGACCAAUAUCUUGGGUUCGUUGCGCAUAGCCAAGGCGUUUGUGGACUUUUUGAGACCGACUCGAGGACGUUUGAUAUAUUUGGGUGCAGCCAGUGGAGGUCAGGGUGAUGGUCUAAUAGCCUAUAAUGUAUCACGUGUGGCCACCGAUAAAUGUGUGCAAGAAUUGAGACGCGAACUGCAGCCGUUUGGUGUAAGUGUUGUGUGUUUGGAUACCUGUGGUUUGCAUGCAGAGACGCUCUAUAAACCACCAACAGCCCAAAUCUCCAGCGGUGCCCCCACAACCUAUACGGCCAAUGUUUUAAAUCCCAGUGCAUUGCAUGUGGUUGAGAGAGCUUUAUGGGAUCAAGCACCUCAUGAACGCUAUUCAUUGUUGGCCUCUAAUAAAUAUCAAUUCGCGUUGCCAUGUCGUUCCUCGAUACGUUUGACAAACAAGAGCUCUGAGCUAGCCAACAACAACAACAGCAAUGUCAAGAAACCAAUGGAAAAUCAAACCAAGGGAGAAGUACAGCGUGUUUGAACAGCCACAUAACAUGAAAAUAUAAAAAAAUAAACUGAAUGAUUUUUUUUAUAUUUGUCUGGAAGCUUAAGAAAAACAUUGCUUGGAAUUUCUUUUAUAUUUUUUUUUUCUCAAAGAUUUUGUUAAAAGAAAAUUCAAAUUUAACGAUUAACUUUAACAAAAUUCGAAAUUUGUCAUAGAACCUAAGAGUUGAGUAAAAUUUUACAAAUUUUGUUUAACAGAAUCUUUGUUUAUAUCUAUAUUAUUAUUUUUUUUUUUUUUUUGUUCAAAAGAAAUUUUGUAAAUAAACAGAAAUUAUAUUUUUUUUUUAUUAUUUUUUUAAUUUUUUAUAAAACUGUUUAAUAUUAUACGUUUUAUUUUAUAAUAAAGCUACCAUAGAGAAAUAUACAUAGACAAGAAUCUAGAAAAAAAAACAUUCGAGUUUUUGAUAACUGAAUUAGGUGUAUUUAUCUAUGGUAGCUACUCAAAGGAAAUGAACAAAAUUGGCCACAAAAUUUUUAAGCAACAUGUAAAUAUAAGUUUAUUUUUUAUAUAAAAACUCUAAUAUAAUAUUAAAAAAUUUUAAAGAAAUUUAAGUAUUUCUUGUAAUAAUAAUAUAAUAAAACAUAAUUUUACAACUUCAAA
Molecule: messenger RNA, 1982 nt
Organism: Calliphora vicina (urban bluebottle blowfly)
Lineage: Eukaryota; Metazoa; Arthropoda; Insecta; Diptera; Calliphoridae
Exons: 5
Coding region: 351-1358 (335 amino acids)
Biological process (GO): steroid metabolic process
Cellular component (GO): intracellular membrane-bounded organelle
Molecular function (GO): oxidoreductase activity
Source: RefSeq, a predicted model, not a curated record